AGAGCACGAUGCAAGGAGAGGCAAGCCCUAGUCCUUCCCUUAUUGACAGAACCAUCAAGAUGAGAAAAGAAACAGAAGCUAGGAAAGUGGUUUUAGCCUGGGGUCUCCUAAAUGUAUCCAUGGCUGGAAUGAUAUAUACUGAAAUGACUGGAAAGUUGAUAAGUACAUAUUAUAAUGUGACAUACUGGCCCCUCUGGUAUAUUGAGCUUGCCCUUGCAUCUCUCUUCAGUCUUAAUGCCUUAUUUGACUUUUGGAGAUACUUCAAGUAUACUGUGGCACCAACAAGUCUGGUUGUUAGCCCUGGACAGCAAACACUUUUAGGGCUAAAAACAAAUGUUGUACAGACUACCCCUCCACGUGAUCUGGCAGCCUCCCAGAUUCCUCCCUCUCCACCUUCCCCUUCAAUUCAGGGGCAGAGUGUUUGGAGUUACAGCCCAUCUCUUUCAUCCAGUGCCAGUCCCAAGUUUACCACCAGCUGUAUGACAGGAUACAGCCCUCAACUGCAAGGCAUUUCUUCUAGUGGCAAUACUUCUUACAGCCCUGGAGCGACCUACUCGCCGGUCAGUUGUAGUAAGCUGGCGAGCUUCAGUUCCUCUCCUCCUCCGUAUCUGACCACCGUUGGCCCAGUAGAGAGCAGUGGAUUGAGAGCCCGCUACCGAUCUUCACCCAGCAUCUAUAACUCGCCCACCGACAAAGAGGACUACAUGACGGACCUGCAGACUUUAGACACUUUCCUGAGGAGCAAAGAGGAGAAGCAACACAGAGCUAAGCUGGGGAGUCCAGACUCUACUUCUCCUUCCAGCAGCCCUACUUUUUGGAACUACAGCCGUUCUGUGGGGGAUUACGCACAGACAUUAAAGAAGUUUCAGUACCAGCUGGCCUGCAGAUCUCAGGCUCCGUGCGCUAACAAGGAUGAAGCCGACCUCAGCUCUAAACAAGCUGCAGAAGAGGUUUGGGCAAGAGUGACUAUGAAUAGACAACUUCUUGAUCAUAUGGAUUCAUGGACAGCUAAGUUCAGAAAUUGGAUCAAUGAGACAAAAUUAGUGCCACUUGUACAAGAGAUUGAGUCUGUCAGCACCCAGAUGAGACGAAUGGGUUGUCCAGAACUACAAAUAGGAGAGGCUAGUAUUACCAGCUUGAAACAAGCUGCCCUGGUCAAAGCCCCUCUCAUCCCAACGCUGAAUACAAUUGUGCAGUAUCUCGACCUGACGCCAAACCAGGAAUAUUUGGUUGACAGGAUCAAAGAACUUUCUCAGGGAGGAUGUAUGAGUUCAUUUAGAUGGAACAGAGGUGGAGACUUCAAAGGACGCAAGUGGGAUACAGACCUGCCUACUGAUUCUGUUAUCAUCAUGCACAUGUUCUGUACCUACGUUGAUUCCAGAUUACCUCCUCAUCCUAAGUACCCUGAUGGAAAAACAUUUACUUCACAGCAUUUUGUCCAAACACCAAAUAAACCAGAUGUUAUGAAUGAAAAUGUUUUUUGUGUUUAUCAGAGUGCUAUCAACCCUCCCCAUUAUGAACUUAUCUACCAACGUCACGUCUACAAUCUUCCAAAGGGCCGUAAUAAUAUGUUCCAUACAUUGUUGAUGUUCCGCUACGUCAUAAAGACCAAGGAGUCAGGAAUGCUUGGGAGAGUCAAUCUUGGUCUAUCUGGUGUGAAUAUUUUAUGGAUUUUUGGUGAGUAGUCAAUCAUGUAAUUCCGAACAUUUGGACUUUGUUUCUUAUGGAACUAGAAGAAGUUGGAUCUUAAGCAUCUGUGAG
Molecule: messenger RNA, 1761 nt
Organism: Jaculus jaculus (lesser Egyptian jerboa)
Lineage: Eukaryota; Metazoa; Chordata; Mammalia; Rodentia; Dipodidae
Product: transmembrane protein 209-like
Exons: 1
Coding region: 9-1685 (558 amino acids)
Cellular component (GO): membrane
Source: RefSeq, a predicted model, not a curated record